Messenger RNA from Colletotrichum truncatum, 1398 nucleotides. Its product is annotated as wsc domain-containing protein. NCBI's taxonomy places the organism in Eukaryota, Fungi, Ascomycota, Sordariomycetes, Glomerellales, Glomerellaceae. The record is from RefSeq and is a predicted model, not a curated record.
AUGAUGAAAGUUACCAGAGGGCUUUUCUCUGGGCUGUGGGUGGCUGGCCAUGCAGCCGCUUUCUUCAAGAUACCAUGUUCGCGUCCCGUGGUCGUAGAACGGGCUGACCCUAUCGUUAACCCUGGAACGCUAUCCGGACAUGUCCAUAACAUCAUGGGUGGCAACGGCUUCGAUUUCAGCAUGACUUAUGAACAAGCUCGCGCCUCGUCUUGCUCCACAUGCAAGGUGACUGCGGACUUGAGCAACUACUGGAUUCCAAAUCUCUAUUACAGAGGGCAGGACGGCAAAUUCACAAGCGUCCCCCAGGCCGGGGGUAUGCUAAUAUAUUAUCUAUUACGGUCGGAUCCUAAGGACCCAGAAUACAGUAAUGGCCUCCUUGCAUUCCCCAAGGGCUUUCGUAUGUUGGCUGGAGACCCAAAGUUGAGAAGCUUUAACAACAACAGCCUUGAGCAGCGGGCCAUUUCAUACGUCUGCCUAGGCAAUGGAGGCCCUCAAACAAACGAGUUUCCAAAUCGCAACUGUCCAGAUGGCCUUCGUGUGCAAGUUGUGUUUCCGUCAUGCUGGGAUGGCGUGAAUGUUGACUCUCUAGAUCAUAGAAGUCACAUGGCCUAUCCCAGCGGUGUCAGCACCGGCAAAUGCCCGGCAUCCCAUCCCAAGAGAUUCGUAACUCUGUUUUAUGAAGUUAUCUUCCAAGUCAAUGACUUCAAAGACAGGUGGUAUGGAGACAGCCAACCAUUCGUUCUUUCUAAUGGUGAUCCAACCGGAUAUGGACUUCAUGGUGACUUUCUCAACGGAUGGGACAUAGAUGUGCUGCAAACCGCCAUUAAACAAUGCACAGACAACAGUGGUGCGCUGGAAAAAUGCACCGUCUUCCAAUUUUUCGACGACGAGACAAGAAAAGGCUGUCGGGUUCCUGUCAAGGUCAACGAGCCGGUCUUUGGCGAACUGGACGCUCUACCUGGCUGCAACCCUGUUCAACCCGGUCCGCAGAAUGCCCAGCCGCAGGCCAACUGUGGUGCAGCGACGCAGAUCUCGCAACCCCAAUGGGGCUUCACAGAUGUGACGAGUACGCAGAACUUCAAAUAUCUUGGCUGCGCUCGGGACCCAUCCGGCCAAGGUCGGACACUUCCAAGCCCCCGGAAGUCAGGAGAUUUCAUGACUGUCGACUUCUGUAUAAAGCACUGCAGUGAUCAAGGGUAUCAAUAUGCCGGCCUGGAGUAUGCCAAGGAGUGCUGGUGCGGUAACACAGUAGCAGAGGACCGAAUGCCUAAGAAAGGUGUUCUUGGUAGCUGCGAAAUGCCCUGUGCUGGUAACUCGACACAGAUAUGUGGUGGGUAUGCUCUGCUUUCACUCUAUCAAAAAUGUGACGGGGCUUGCGAGAAUGCGGCGUUGAUGUAA